ACUAAUGGCAAAAAAAGGGAGUUUGCAACAGAUGUUCACCAAAACGCUUUAGUGAAUUUAUUUCAGAAUUGCCGUUAAGUAUAGAGCACUUUGAAACUAAUGGCAAAAAAAGGGAGUUUGCAACAGAUGUUCACCAAAACGCUUUAGUGAAUUUAUUUCAGAAUUGCCGUUAAGUAUAGAGCACUACGAAACUCUUAAUGGCACCCCAUUUGGACAGCUACUUUGCAUUCCACCAAGCACCUUUGACAAGGCAGUUAUCAUGGAGAUGGUACAACGGUUGGACCUAGGUGGUGUGUAUGUACCAUUCACUGACUGGGACAUUGCGCUAAUAUUGGGACUGAGGUUAGAAGGACGUCCCGUGAUCACAGAUACCUCCUCGCCGGUUCCAGAGUUUAUUAUUCGUUUGUUUGGACUAACCGGUGAUUCAUCCUCCCAAUUGCAGAGAACGUCCUUGGUAUAGUGCAUGAGAAGUCAAAUGAGUUGAUUGAAGAUGUGGCGAAGUUGAUUCUCUUGCACCUAUUUGGCUCAGUGUUAUUUCCACUGGGGGGCCCGUGUGAGCCUUGUGUGGGCCACUUACAUCAAUGAUCUGACACACAUAUCCGACUAUUCAUGAGCACGGUGUGUGCAUCAAUUCAUUGUACAUGGCCUUAAUCGUGUUGUUGGUUGCACGAGCAUUCCUAUGAACGAUGGCCGAAGGUCCUUUUCAGGCACAAUAUUUGGCUGUUCUGCUACUACGAUGGCAUAGUUGUUUGAGCGUAAUACAGUGUUUAGACCAUCAAAUCCCAUUUCUAGACCAUAGCUGUGAAGUGGGGCAAAAUGGGGCAUAGCGGAAACUUCAAUAGGAUAGAGUUAAUUCGGAAAAUAACUGCUAGAACGGUGUUUGAUACCCUAUCCCCAGCCGAUUAUGAGUUGGAUCUACUUGUUAGUGCCCCGACAUUUCCCGACGGUGAUGGUGGAGAGACACAAACUUCUUUUUGUGAUCCAUACAACCAUGCCCCACUCCCCAUUGCUGUAUUGCCCAUCGAAGUUGGGCGAAACUCAGGGCAUGAUGUUGACACUAUUUCAUAUCGUUCCAGGACAGUCGGUGUGUGUGCACGCUGCGUCGAAUCGAUUGAGUUUGAGCAGCUUAGUUUGAAAGCAUCCCUAGCAGCUUAGUUUGAGCAGGUGGUAGAAGGUGGGCCCAUUGGCAUGGGUAGCAUUUGCACGAAAAGACAGAAUGGCAAUAGAUGAUUUGCAAUUGGUCCGUAAUUUCUUGCACAAGGAGAUUCAGAAGUAAGAAUGUUUUAUUGGUUCACAUAACAUAACAAUAUUCAUGCACUGAAUCUACCGACUAUCCUUUGUAAG
Molecule: messenger RNA, 1344 nt
Organism: Nelumbo nucifera (sacred lotus)
Lineage: Eukaryota; Viridiplantae; Streptophyta; Magnoliopsida; Proteales; Nelumbonaceae
Source: RefSeq, a predicted model, not a curated record